AUAAUCCCUUAUUAUAUGUAAAUGUUAUUUCUACACAUAUAACACUACUUCUACAUGCAAAUGGUGUACCACCUAUAAAUAUGUAAUUUCAACCUACCCUGUAUAAUGUCUCAUGUAUGUUAUAAUUCCCAUUUUCUGUACAAACUUCUUUUAUUUGAUAUAUGCGUAUUUGUGGGAUCUUUUUAGACUGAAAAUUAACAUUUAAUAUAAUAAUGAUAAAGCUCUUCUGAUUCUAGUCUGAUGGAGCUCAUCUGCAGCUCUCAGGGCCUCUGGAAUCACUGCGCAUGCGCGCCAGCCUGCGCACCGGAGCAGCGCUAAUGGCGGAGAGCGUACGGUCGCCGUUUGACUACCGGGAGCCUCCGACCCUCGACAGUGACGGGGAAGGCAGCAAACCGCCGCCGCCGCGCGGGCGUGUGUGUGGCAGGAAGAGGAAGGGGACGCCGGUGAAGGUGUGUGAGCGAGCGGCGUAUGUGUCAGAAGAUGAAGAAGAGAGUCUGUCUGAACACAGCUACAGCCCAGGGGACGAGCAGUAUGCUGAGGGUGCUGAGGACAGACUUCCUCCUCCGGGCAGCCCAUACUACAUCACUGACCACUCACAGCUCUGUGUGCCAGAACUCGGUGAGGAGGGUUCGAGUGGAGUCCGAGGGCCCGUUCUCUUCCACCCGCCACCUAACUGCAGGAUUAGAGAGGUGCAUUGUGGGAGUCAGGUGCGGCUUGUCGUCAUAGCGAUUCGAGACAUCUCUAAAGGGGAAGAGAUCACGGUGGACUACAGCCUCACUGACUGGGGAGAAAAUGCCAUGGGUUUUCAUGGUUCUGUGUCCCCACGAGGCUUCGAGUGUGGAUUUAACUCCGAGAACAACAUCAAGAAGGAGGAGGAGCCGGGUUCACUUCCCCUGUCUCUCAGUGUUUCUGACUAUCUCACUCCGUCAUGGUCUCUCUCGCCCUCCUCCUCACCGCUCUCUCACUCUGAGGCCAGCGACUCGGACCGAGAGGAAGACGAAGAGGAGGAAGACGACGACGAGGAUGAUGACGACGAUGAGCUCGAGGAACUGAGAGGCCGUAUGAUGAGACGCCGCAAGAAACAGAAAACUGCAGCCGCCGUGAAGAAAAAGGCACCACCCAGGACCCAGCCCCGCCCCCUGCCCUUCACUCGCCCCGCCCCUUCUUCCUCAUCUCCCUUCCGGCAGUCUUUGACCACACCCACCACAAACAUAAACAAUAACAUAAACAUUAACAUCGGGCACGGCACGAGCAGCUCGCUCACCCACCGGCAGCACUGUCCCUACUGCGGGCGUCACUUCCGCUCGCUGGCACGUCAUCUGGAGAAACAUCACGACCAGCAGCCGGAGGUGAGAGCUGCUAUGGAGCUGUCUCACCUCCAGACGGCCUCGCCCGCCUUACCGUUCGCAUCUCCCACUCAACCCCCGUCCUCUUCCGGACCCUCGCUGUUUUCCCACGAGCACGAAUCCUCCACGCCUAAACCCGGAGCGGUGUCAUUCUCUCUCUCGCUGGCUCCGCCUCUUCCCUCAAACACCUCCAAAAAGACUUCUGCGGCAGCGAGUAAAAAAGGCCCGUCGCCCGCAGCCAGUGCUGUCAAGACCCCACCCGUCACGCCCAAGCCCCCUGCCAGGAGGGGACGACCUCCAAAGAGAGAGAAAGCAGAGCAACAGAAGAAACACGAGGAGGUGAAGCUGGCCCAGGACGAAGCUCCUCCCACUCCAGGUCAGAAGGAGAAUGAAGAUGACACAAGAGGUGAUGGACGUGGAGACCAGAAGAGCGCCGAGAUGGAGAGCAGCUGUCCGCGGUCACACACGUCUCCUCUUCUCUCCUCUCUCUCUACACUGGUUCUGUAUCUCCGGCGACAGCAGCACACUUCUUUUCUCUCUCUCUCGUGCUCUCCGGGCUCGGCCGAGGCCUGGCGUCUGCUCUGUCAUUCCAGUUUGGCUCUUCUGAUCCUGUACAACCGUCACCGCGAGUGUGAGGUGGCCAAACUCACCAUACAGGACUACCGUAACCGCUCCAGCCCCUCCUCCCUCUCACCGCUGGAGGCGUCUCUUUCACCGUUUGAACAGCACGUCCUGUGUCACCUGCCCCGGGCGGGAGUGUUAGGCAAGCGCGGCCGCGUUCAGCCCCUCGUCCUUCCUCCUCACACCGAGGCGUGUCUGGAUCUUCUCCUGAAGACCUCGGCGGACGUGGGCGUCGACCCGGAGAGCCAGUACGUCUUUUCCAGGCCGUACCACUCGCCGGCCACGCCGCUCCGCGGGACAGAUCUCCUCCGGGGUCUGGCGCGCUCCAGCAGCGCAAAAAAUCCCACGGCGCUCACCGCGCCUCGCGCUCGCCAUCAGGUGGCCAUCUUCACUCAGCUCCUCCUGCUGGAGGAGGGCGAACGGCCCGUGGGCGCUUCCGUCAAACGACUGGAAGAAUUCCUACAGAGAGAGUACCACGUGACUCAGAACUGCUCCCGGAUUGGUCAGGACCCGGGGCUGAUGAGUGGGGUGGGGCGGGUGGUGCUGUACGGAGAGAGAGACGGGGUGCUGUUCAGAGGAAUGAGUCUUCAGCACAUCUGUCUUGAACUGGAUGUGAUGUCAGGAAAAUCUGCUGACUCGUUCUCUGAGGAUUCCGCCGGAGAGGACGGUAAGAAUAAAGACAGAGCUCAGGUGAAAAAGAAGGGAGGGUCCAAAGGUCGAGUGCCACGCCCCAAAAAAGCCCCGCCAGCCACGCCCUCACCGUCGGCUGCACACAAGAGGCGGGGCACACAGGUGAAAUCAGGUAAACGUGGCGUUCUGAAGCGGCCCUGGUCUGAAGCCGAGCGGGUCGCCGUGGAAACGCACCUGAAGCAGAACAUUGUGGAUCUGAGGGUCCCGGCGAAGGCGGACUGUGAGCGCUGUCUGCAGCACUGCCCCCUGCUGGUGUCCAACCAGCGCGACUGGAGGGCCAUUAAAUUCUACUGUCACAACCGCAUCCAGUUACUGAGGAAACAGGGCCGAAGAGACGGAUCUAUGAGGGCUGUCUGCUAACACAACACCUCACUCACAUCCAAAUCAAUAACAUACAAACCUUCACACUUACAGGGACACUUCACCUAAAAAUGAAAAUUCUGUCAUCGUUUACGCACCUUCCAGUUGUUCCAAAUGUGUAUAAAUGUCUUUUUUCUGAUGAAUACCAAUAAAGAUGUUUGGAAGAAUGCGUAUAACCUGACAGAUUUUGCCCCGGAUUGACCCACAUAAUGGGAAAAAUACAAUAGUGUUCUAAAGUGCCCCAGAACUGUUUGCUGUCCUACAUUCUUCAAAAUAUCUUCUUUUGUGUUCAACAAAACAAAGAAUUGUAUACAAAUUUGGAACAUAACUUUUCCAACUAUGGGGGUCAAUAGGGGGCAAAAUAAUGAUAAUAAUUAAUUACUAAUCCGUUACGUUUAUAUAGCGCUUUACAUGGAAGGGGGAAUCUCCUCAACCACCACCAAUGUGCAGCAUCCACCUGGAUGUCCACCACAAAUCAGCUUUUCCCACUAUGGGGGUCAAUCGGGGGCAAAAUCUGUUUGGUUACAAGCAUUCUUCCAAAUAUCUUUCUCUGUGUAUCACAACAAAGACUUUUAUACGGUUUGUAACAUCUCAAAGGAGAGUAAAUGAUGACAGAAUUUUCUUUUUUGGGUGGGUUGUUGUUUUAAUGUCCAUCACACACACCUCCUUCAUUCCCGUGUCCGUUAGCAUCAUAUAUUCAGCUCAACAUCCAUCAGAGGACGUGUGCGCUUCAGUAUCCACACAGCUCUGGAUCUUUCUCUGUUUGACCGAGUUUGGGUUUCAGAGCGAGACGUCAGUGAUUCUGUCACGUGUAAACAUGUCUGACUCAUAUAUUUCUAGAUUAAAUCACACGUCAGUAUUCUCACCACAGAACAGAAACAACACAGUAUUUUUUUUCUCAACAGAGACGGCGUAAAAGAUGUGUAAAUAGUUUCAUAUAAAUACAAACACACAUUUCACAUUCCAGUUGAGUGUUGAGCGCUGUUGUUAUUAAACAGCAUUCAUGUUCUUGUUUUCACAUGUGAAGGGUGAAGUAUAAGGCAGAUGUAUUUCUGACCUCAUUCAUCUGAAAAGGUUUGUUGUCUUAUUAUUUCUUUUCUCAAAUAUAAUCCGAUUUUUGCUUGUAAACUGGUCCACUGAUGUUUAUUAUAUUGGAACCUCUCAUCUUUAUUUUCAUCUGGGUCAGCACAUGCACAUCAUGUUGUUUUGUGACCUGCCGUCCGGCAGCCUCGAGUCUGUUUUAUAUCAGUAUAUUCACACACGCACAUCUCUCUCUUCUGUGUACAUUGAUGUAUUGUAACGCUGUUAGACUGUAGAGAUGUUUCUGGAGUGAUGUUGUACAUUCUGUAAAUAUUGAUUGACUUCUAUAAAAGAACCACAUUUUAA
Messenger RNA from Triplophysa dalaica, 4403 nucleotides. RefSeq lists its product as uncharacterized. NCBI's taxonomy places the organism in Eukaryota, Metazoa, Chordata, Actinopteri, Cypriniformes, Nemacheilidae. The transcript is spliced from 9 exons. Bases 285 to 3017 code for a protein of 910 amino acids. Gene Ontology annotation, molecular function: protein binding. The record is from RefSeq and is a predicted model, not a curated record.